This is a messenger RNA of Aspergillus japonicus CBS 114.51, 744 nucleotides long. RefSeq lists its product as uncharacterized. NCBI's taxonomy places the organism in Eukaryota, Fungi, Ascomycota, Eurotiomycetes, Eurotiales, Aspergillaceae. The transcript has a single exon. The record is from RefSeq and is a predicted model, not a curated record. The coding region runs from base 457 to 669 and encodes 70 amino acids.
GUGGAUGUUGCACAACAUUAUUGCUGCGUUGGUCCCGGGAGUUGACUGCAUGAGAGGGGGAGAGGGGUGUGUUGCAGCUCGUCCGACCUAUGGCCUUGCAACAAUGGAGGUCAUGCGCUGGGCUCGAGUCUCGGAUUGUUGGCACCAGGUUGCCGGCUGAGAGAUUUCAGCUCUCGAUUGAGCAACGAUUGAUCUGCAAAGAGACCGUUUCGAGUGCCUGCACCACUGGCCUGCUUCGCUUGUGUUUUCUGGGAAUGAAGAACUGACGGAGUCUGGAUGUCAAGAACCUGGCAGUUGAAGGUCUGCAUGUCAGACCCGGGAAUGUGUCACUGGUGAUGAGGGGCUGUGACGCACAUGCUGCUCAGCUCAGAGUCGCAUCGCAGUGGCCCUCCGUCCCACAAGCAGCUCUAUCGAGUACAAUCGGAGGAAGUGAUCCUAGCUUGCCGAAAACUCGAGAUGUGCUUCAGAGCAGUGACUUGCACGAUUCUGGGCGUACUGCUAGAAGGCUGGCUGGCUGGCUGGCUGGCUCUACCGAGACUCCCAGUCCUGCAGCCAAAGCAGAUACAUUCCUCGCUGCCAGCUCUUUCACGGAGGAAUGUAGCUUGCAUCAAUCGCCCAAGAGAAUUCUGCACAAACUAUGUCAGCAUGAAAGCAGACAUCAAGCACUAGUUAAACUCCAAGUACAAACAUCCAGGUACUCAGCACACAUAUAAUCCAUCACACGAAGUAACCCACCAUUCUAUG